CACUCAGCAGUUUGUUCUUCGAUAUCCGCACAGACUCGAAGAUUCACUACAAACCAGACUCUCUCCCGCGAGUGGAAACAUAUCAACUGCAGUCUAAACGCGUUCUUUCUUCUCUUGUACACUCUACUGUCACUAGCUGACCGGCUACUUCUGUCCACUGCCUUCUGUCAGCUCGGUCUACACGUGAAAAAUGCCGGUCAGAGUAUGCCCGCACUGCAAGGGCACGACGCUCGAAGAGACAGGCACCGGUGAGGUAGCCUGCACAUCCUGUGGUAAUGUCGUCGACGACACCUCGAUCGUGGCCGAGGUCACCUUCGGCGAGACCUCGAGCGGUGCCGCGAUGGUGCAGGGAAUGUACAUUGGCGAGGGUCAAAGUGGUGCGCGCAAUAUGGGCGGAGGCCUCAGAAAGAACGGGUCUUGGGAAAGUCGAGAACAAACUCUUGCUAAUGGACGACGGCGUAUCAUGAACCUCGCCAACUUUCUCUCACUUCCUGAAUUCGUGGGCGACGCUGCCAACAGAUGGUUCCAGCUCGCAGUCACCCAGAACUUCGUCCAAGGUCGCCGGUCUCAAUACGUCGUAGCAGCAUGUCUCUAUGUUGCCUGUCGACAGCAGCAGACCACACACAUGCUCAUCGACUUUGCCGAUAUUCUGCAAGUCAGCGUGUUUGCAAUCGGAGCUACAUAUCUCAAGCUAGUCAAAGUACUGCAAAUCAAAAACAUUCCGCUGAUUGACCCUUCGAUUUAUAUCCAGCGCUUUGCGGUCAAAUUGGACUUUAAACUCUACAAACUGGUUCCUGUUAAAGAAGGCGAGGAGAGCGACGACGAGCACCCCAAAGAGAAGAAGGUUCUGGUCAGAGAUGAUACGCGCAAAGUCAUGAACGACGCAGUCAGACUGGUGCAAAGAAUGGGCAAGGACUGGCUUCAUCAAGGACGUCGUCCUGCUGGUGUAGCAGGCGCAUGUCUAUUGGUUGCCGCUCGGAUGAACAAUUAUCGCAGGAGUAGAGCCGAAAUCGUCCAUGUUGCCAAGGUCGCUGAGGAUACCAUCCAGCGACGUCUUGACGAAUUCAGACUUACCGCCGCCGGCUCGCUUACCGUUCAGCAGUUUCGGGGUACCAAUAUCGAAACUGAAGCCGACCCACCUUCGUUUACCAAGCAUCGCAAACGCGAACUUCAGGAGCAGCGCGAGCGCGAGCAGCGGUUACGUACUUUGGAUGCUGAUAGUGACGAGGACGACAACGGAGUAAAGGAGAAAGCCACCGAUGACGAAGCGGAUGAAGUCGAGGAUGUUGGCAGAGAUAUAGAUGCUGCUUUGGAAGACAGUAACCUGAAGCAAGUCGCUAUAUCCAUUCCCGAACCGGUCGAGCCUACGCCUGCUCCAACGCGCAUCAUCGACGAUGAUCCCGAAAAUCUUUCCGACGUUGACGACGACGAAAUCUCAAACUUCAUCUUGAACGAAGAGGAAGUCGACGUGAAGUCCCAUGUGUGGCAUACGCUGAACGCUGAAUAUCUGCGGGAACAGGAACUUAAAGCGCAGAAGAUUGCGGAGGAUGCAAAGAACGGUAUAGUGCGACAGCCGCGAAAGCGCAAGCGCAAUAAACCAAAGGACUCGACUUCUGAGAAUCUGCCAGAGACUCCUGCGGAAAGUGCAAAGGCGAUGUUGGUGAAGAAGGUGCUUUCAAAGAAGAUUAAUUACGCUGCUAUGGAUCAUCUGUUUAACAAGACUAGAAAGUGAGGGUUUAUUAUUUUGGAGUGUUUGUAUGAUAUGAGUUGGUGAUGGUGUUGUGUUGCAUGCUUAAUCGGGGAUUUUGUUUUGUAUUUGUAUAAGUAUAUAUCAAUUUAUUUUAGUACAACAAA
Molecule: messenger RNA, 1854 nt
Organism: Myxozyma melibiosi
Lineage: Eukaryota; Fungi; Ascomycota; Lipomycetes; Lipomycetales; Lipomycetaceae
Product: Brf1-like TBP-binding domain-containing protein
Exons: 3
Coding region: 191-1732 (513 amino acids)
Biological process (GO): transcription by RNA polymerase III; DNA-templated transcription initiation; transcription preinitiation complex assembly
Cellular component (GO): nucleus; transcription factor TFIIIB complex; transcription preinitiation complex
Molecular function (GO): RNA polymerase III general transcription initiation factor activity; RNA polymerase III type 3 promoter sequence-specific DNA binding; TBP-class protein binding
Source: RefSeq, a predicted model, not a curated record